GCCCCAUUCUGUUGCCUACCUCCUGAAGCAGUCUAACCAGCAAACGUUACCUCAGCGCACAGUCUCUGUAUCUGCUAUUGCUUCAGUGCAUAUACUGCCCCGGCUGGUCAUUCGCUUUCGCGUUGCUUUUACACUGAAGGAGAGAUCAGCGGCACUCCAUUUACAGCUCCUUCGUCAACUCCAGGCUUAUGGCAAAUAACGCCUUUUUUCUUUCUUCUAUUAGUACCCCCAUCACUCUUUAAAAAUUCCGCCGAAAAAGAGAAGACGAUUAUCCCAAAAAAUUGGGCCGUUAUCUCACGGCACACCACUUUCUGUGCAGGUGUACAAUAACUACCCAGAAGGCCUAGGGGCGGCCCUCUACCGGGAGCAGUUUGACUUCAACGCCGAGCCGCCUUGGGAUCCUAGCUGAUAGUGGGAGAGAUCCAUCUCCUGACUUGUCCAUUUUGUUGCAUACACCUAGGACCCCAACGGCUCAGAGACGACUUUGACUAGACAACUUGCUUUAUGAUUGUCGGAUUUGCGGAAUACGGUUGAGAUGAAAGGACUCGCUGAUGAACCAAUCUACUCCAUUGAGCUUUUGGAGGGAGGCGCAACCCUCAGAGAUGUCAUUGACAGCCAUAUUUGCGAGCAAGCCCUGGCUGAAAAGAAUGCGUUUUUCGUGGGCGACCUUGGGGUCGUGAUGCGGCAGCACAUCCAGUGGCAGGCCCAGAUGACCCAGAUCCGGCCUUUCUACGCGGUCAAAUGCAACAGCAGCCCAGCGGUCGUCGAGAUCCUGGCCGCCCUCGGAGCUGGCUUCAUCUGCACCAGCAAGGCUGAGGCAGUGCUGGUGCAGAGCUUCGGCGUCGCUCCUGAGAACAUCAUCUUUGGCGGCGUGUGCAAGCAGCUCUCCCAGAUCAAGUAUGCAGCCAAGAACGGCAUCGACCUCCUGGUGUGUGACAACGAGACGGAGCUGCGUAAGAUCGCACGCGGGCAUCCCACUGCCAGGCUGCUGCUGCAGGUGGCGACGGAGGCGCAUGGCGAGGGUGAGGAGAUGAGCAUGGCCUUCGGCUCCACCCUCAAGAGCUGCCGGCACCUGCUGGAGUGCGCCAAGGAGCUGGGUGUGCACGUGGCGGGAGUCAAGUUCCACAUACCUAGCAGCUGCAAGGACCCCCAGGCGUACACCCAUGCAGUGUCUGACGCCCGCUGUGUGUUCGACAUGGGGGAGGAGCUUGGCUUCAGCAUGAAGAUUCUGGAUAUUGGUGGUGGCUUUACCGGCUCAGAACUUCAGCUGGAACAGAUCCACAGCACCAUCAGGCCACUGCUGGAUGUGUACUUCCCCCCUGCAUCCGGGGUCUCUGUCAUCGCCGAGCCUGGGGGCUACUACGUGUCCUCCGCCUUCACCCUGGCCGUCAACAUCAUCGCCAAGAAGGUGGUGGCCCGGGACCAGCAAGGCCAGCUCCUGGAUGAACUUACACCAAACGACGAGCCUGAGUUCCUGUACUAUAUGAAUGAUGGGGUGUACGGCUCUUUCGCCAGCAAGCUGUUGGACAACACCAUCCCCGCCCCCUCCGUACACAAGAAGUCCCUGUCCGUGGAGGAGCCGGUGUUCGCCAGCAGUCUGUGGGGUCCCUCGUGCGACGGGCUGGACCAGGUGGUGGAGCACUGCCUGUUGCCAGAGCUGAGCGUGGGGGACUGGGUCACCUUCCACAGCAUGGGCGCCAACAGCCUGGGGGAGCCCUCCGCCCUGUCAGACGUGCAUAAGCCGCCCGUCUACUACGCCGUCUCUGCAGACGAUUGGUACGAGAUGCAGGACGCCGGAAUCGCCCUGGACACCACCAUGAGGAGCUUCUCCCUGGUCCCGUACGGCCUGCAGCUGAGCCAGCCGGCGGUCGCCUUCUCCACCCCCGCCUAAUGUGACGUCCAGGAGGUUCUCUGACCCGCGCAGUCUGCAGGACUUUGUCUGGUCAACAUUCCAAGGGGACAGAACAGCAUCUAAGGCCCCUCCCUUAGACAGCUGAAGAAAAGUGUUUCAGUGGGACCAGGCAAAUUUGGUUAAAUGAGAAGCAAAAGUUGUAUCCAAUUAAACCCCAUCCCCCACAAAAAAUAAAAAACAACCGCCCACAUUCAGUAAUAAAAUAUGCAACAAAAUGGAUGACUCAGUAGAGAUGGAAUCCCACUUCUGGGUUUCCUACUCAAUAACAGUUUACAUACAUGUUCGAUUUAUUUAAUUUUAUUUUAUAUUAAAUCGUAUAUAUAUAUAUAUACACAUACAUAUAUAUAUGUAUGAUUGAUUACCUGUUGCCAGUCUUGUGAGUCAGUUGUCUGCCCAACACGGUGCAGUUUACAGAAGCACCGAGACCUGAUUUCAAGAAAUUAAUUGCUUAGAAAAGUGUAAAUUUGUGCUUUAAUCAGUAGCAUAGUCAAAACAAAUGUUCCUCCGUGCUACGAAAACAUGACUCCCAACCCACUCAUGAUUGCAAUAAAUUUUUAUGUAGCUUUUGGUUAUUUAUGUAAGUUGCAUUGUACAAAAAAUGGGGCAGACUUGAGCUGCACCUCUUAAGAUAUAUCGCAACAUGAAAUCCCUCACUUUGCUGUGUUCCAAAAGGUAUUGACGCUAUUUUUUUUUUUAAAGCAACUCGUUUUGAAUAGAUGUGAUGUGUAAUUGUGAUCCUGGAAAUGCAGGACUCCUUCCUGAGGUGCCGAGCUUCCCAAGUAUUUUUUAGAAUCACAUUUGGAAUUGCUGGACGGUGCCUCGGCUCUGUCUCCCAGGAGACCAGUGAUUUAAUGGGAGCUCCUGCAUUUUACGCCAGCAUUUUGCUGAAGCCGCUCCUCCAAGCUCCAGACCAGCGGACAGGCACAAAGAUUUAGCUGCUCUCGCCCUCUGCCAUGUUUGCUCGGAGCGCUUGCAUAAUCCAGCAUAGAGGAAGUGCUGUAGGAAAUGUGUCGCGCUAGGUCUGUGAGCAUUGUCCAAUGAGAGGAGCGUAGCUGGCAGACGAGGUCACUUCCUGUUUCUCAGCGGUGAUGACUUCCCUUCACUGCCCACCUCAGGCUUGCAUCACUAUGAAUUCUGUGUCCCUGGAGCCAUAUCUUGUUUCAAAAUGUGUCCGAAUUUGACGAGUCUGCUCCCGUUUGUAAACCCCUCUCCAGAACAGAUGCAAGCUGAUGUAAAGUACAUUUUUGUCUAAGGCACUAAUGGAUCGUAGCUUGUUUUUGACUGUAAAAUUGUGCUCAGUAAAGUGAUGAAAAAGUGAUUAAUUUAAUACACCUCUUUGACUGAA
Molecule: messenger RNA, 3257 nt
Organism: Megalops cyprinoides (Indo-Pacific tarpon)
Lineage: Eukaryota; Metazoa; Chordata; Actinopteri; Elopiformes; Megalopidae
Product: antizyme inhibitor 1-like
Exons: 12
Coding region: 536-1891 (451 amino acids)
Biological process (GO): negative regulation of protein catabolic process; positive regulation of polyamine transmembrane transport
Cellular component (GO): cytoplasm
Molecular function (GO): ornithine decarboxylase activator activity; ornithine decarboxylase activity
Source: RefSeq, a predicted model, not a curated record